CUAAGUCUAUUUCUCCUUCCGACAUUCGCCUGUGCUACCAUAGAACCUGUGUCCCCUGGUCCUGGCGACGUGUUCAGAUCUGGAUCAACUUGUUCCAUCUCUUGGGGUACCGACCGGUCCGGAUCCACCCAACCAUGGAAAAACGCCACCAUCUGCCUCAUGUCCGGCUCCAACCUGAACAUGUCAAUGGUCACGACCGUCGUCGAGCACCUAGAUGAGACUAGCAUGUCAUCGUAUAACUGGCUAUGCCCUGACGUGGCACCCAAUGCAGCCAUUUACUUCUACCAGUUUUCGAAUAACGGGGUCGCGACUGGAUCCACUUGGACCUCUAGAUUCACAAUUGCUUCGUAUUCUGGCAACACCACUCUCCCUGAACACACCAAGCAACCUGGCGGGGCCCCUAUCCCGUGGGGCGUUGGACAUCUUGUAACCCCCAAGAGCACUAAU
Molecule: messenger RNA, 447 nt
Organism: Suillus bovinus
Lineage: Eukaryota; Fungi; Basidiomycota; Agaricomycetes; Boletales; Suillaceae
Exons: 4
Source: RefSeq, a predicted model, not a curated record